AUGGCGCCCCAUCUUCCCCAAGAGAUAUUAUAUUUGAUCGCAGACCAUCUGCAGGAAGAAGAAGCCUCUCUGGUUCCGUGUACUCGGGUAUGCCGUCAAUGGCAGGUCGGCUUUGAGCCCCUCAUUUACUCUGAACUGAUCCAUGUCUUCAGCGCCGAGGACGUCAGCGGAGAAGACCAUGAAAGGGGAAUGUCACUGAGUCAUUUCCAAAAAGUAACCUCUGGGGAUGGGCUUGCACGACGACCUCUGAUCCGUCGCUUGUGCUAUCAUAUCGUUGUCCCUAUUGACCUCCAAGAUUGGAAAACCCGCAAGUACAAAGGAUACACCCUUGAAAACGAUGUCCGUCAGAAUAAUGAUGUUGCUUUUCACUCGGCAAUAGUCGAUCUCUUCAACACUCUCACAGAUUGGGAUCCUAGUUUGCGCCUUUCAAUUGAGUUGGAGCUGCUGGGUCGCGAAGUGGGAAAGGAGCCUUAUACAUGGGAUUUCGACGAUGCAGGCGACUACCGCUAUGAAUAUAAAAAGGGAAGAACGAAGUCAGUUCCUGUCUAUCGGGCACAUUUUCUGAACAACGGGGCCUCUCUUCUCCCGGAUGUCGCGUGUAUCGAUCGUCUUUGCUUUCAUGAUGAUUUCCCUUCUCAUCAAAUUUGGGUCGGAUCUGCUAUGCAAAUUGCUCAGCACUGUACAACCCUUACAGAGAUGAUGCUGGGCCUAGAUGAAUAUAUUCGCCCUGAUCACAUUGAAUACAUUCAAGCAAGGCGUCAAGCUGUGGCUGACGGUCUUUUGACAAUGCCACAUAGCUUGAGGGUAUUUAGGCUUCUUAACCAGAGGGAGAGCCCUUGGAAGGAAAUGAUGACUGGUUUGAAAGUUCUACUUUCAGAUCAUGACUUUCUUUCUCAGAACAUUUUGCAUUUGAGCCUAUCACUUAGAGAAUUGAAGAUUAACAAGCUAUCGCUCACACCAGACUUCCUGUUUCCUCUAGAUACAGAGAGCCAUCCCUUACCGACUACUCGAUCUCUCUACUGGCCUUCAUUAGAAGUCAUAGAGCUGACACGUGUGGCUCCAUGGCUUCCAUCAGGCCAGUGGGUUGCUCAUCCAACACGCGAGGACCAAAUCGAAAUCGAUGAAGUCGAAGACUGGGAGAUGAUCAUUUGUGACUUAGAAGAAGGCACUAUUGAUCGGCCAAUUUUCGAUCGCGAACAUUUUCACCGAACUCUCAUUUCCCUAGGCUAUGCAGCUCGUCAUAUGCCAUGUUUGAAGUACAUGCAAUAUCAUCUCGACCAUAGAACUCACUUUCGAUUCGAAUUUAAGCCCCAUGGCUCGUCUGGGAAGGCAGAGUGGAUGCUUUAUUCUCACUAUCGACCGAAUCAACAGGUAAUGGAUGUGUGGGAACGUCCAUUAGUAGGCUCGGAGCUAGAUGCGAAGUUACCUGCAACGUUGAUCAGGACAACUAUUGCGGACUGGUAUUAA
Messenger RNA from Penicillium waksmanii, 1467 nucleotides. RefSeq names its product F-box protein. The record is from RefSeq and is a predicted model, not a curated record. NCBI's taxonomy places the organism in Eukaryota, Fungi, Ascomycota, Eurotiomycetes, Eurotiales, Aspergillaceae. Gene Ontology annotation, molecular function: protein binding. The transcript has 3 exons. The coding region runs from base 1 to 1467 and encodes 488 amino acids.